This is a messenger RNA of Scophthalmus maximus (turbot), 4183 nucleotides long. Its product is annotated as polypeptide N-acetylgalactosaminyltransferase 15-like. The transcript is spliced from 10 exons. Lineage: Eukaryota; Metazoa; Chordata; Actinopteri; Pleuronectiformes; Scophthalmidae. Bases 200 to 2155 code for a protein of 651 amino acids. Gene Ontology annotation, cellular component: Golgi apparatus. The record is from RefSeq and is a predicted model, not a curated record.
GGAUGCAGCCUUACUCCUCAGUGAAUAUUGGCGACUUAUUUCGUUUUCUGAUUUUUGGAUAACCCCCCCCCCCCCACACACACACACACACUUUGGUGAGAUGUAAUCGAUUUUAAAGUUGAAGUUGAAGCAAUCCUCAAGGAUGUUCGAAGUCAAGGCGGCGUCGCAUUAAGUUUCCGAGCCCUCUGCUGUCUCCAGCAUGAGGCUGUGGGGCAGAGCAACAGCUGCCCGGAGGAGGAUGCUCUGCCUCUGGCUGCUGCUCCUCGGGUUCGCCCUUCUUACUCUGGCGCUGUCAGACCUCUUGCACCGCGACACAAGUCGCGGUCCUCAUCAGUACGCCGCGCCCCCUCGCCGUCCCCUGCAGCGGGUCCCCAGGGCGCCGGACCUGGAGGUCAUCGUGGAAUCCCGGGACCCUGCCUUAGAGCUCGGCGUCGACCUCUCCCCUCUGAAAUCUCUGCAAGAAGACCAGCUUUUAUUCGUGCCGUCCACUCCGGGCACCAGGAACCCGUCGCAGAAGAAGGGUAGCUACAAGGUGCUCCUGCCUGGAACGAAUAAGGACAGAGCCGCGCCGGCGCCUCCGACGCACGGCGAAAUGGGCAAAGCAGUGCGGCUGCACUCGGAAGGUUUGGAUCGGGACACCGAGCUGGCUGCAACGAUGAAGUACGGGUUCAACGAGGUGGUGAGCGAGAGGAUUUCACUGCACCGCAGGCUGCCCGAGGCGCGCCAUCCUGGGUGUUUUGGGGAGCAGUACAGCGAGUCGCUUCCGUCGGCGAGUGUCGUUGUGUGUUUCCAUGACGAAGCUUGGUCCACGCUCCUGCGCACCGUGCACAGCGUCCUGCGCACUGCACCCAAACGGCACCUGCUUGAGGUCCUGCUGGUGGACGACCUGAGCCAGCACGGUCACCUGAAGAGUGUGCUGAGUGAAUAUGUGUCCCACCUGGACGGGGUGCGUUUGAUUCGCAGCACCAGGCGCCUGGGCGUCGGGGGGUGCCGUACUCUGGGUGCUGCCAGGGCUGCAGGGGAGGUGCUGGUCUUCAUGGACUCUCACUGUGAAUGCCACACAGGCUGGCUGGAACCGCUGCUGGAGAGAGUAGCCCAGGACAGGACCAGAGUGGUGUCCCCCAUCAUGGACGUGAUAGACUGGCGGACUUUCCAGUACAAUGCCACCCAGUGGCCGGUCAGAGGCGUGUUUGACUGGAAACUAGACUUCUACUGGGAAUCCAACUUUCCGCUGCAGGACAAGGACCCGGACUCAGCAGUGCAACCUUUACGGACUCCAGCAUUAGGAGGUGGAGUUGUGGCCAUCGACAGACAGUUCUUCCAAAGGAUGGGAGCCUAUGACCCGGGGAUGCUUUUGUGGGGGGCAGAACAAAUUGAGCUGUCAAUCAGGGUGUGGUCAUGCGGGGGCUCCAUGGAGGUGGUCCCCUGCUCACGUGUGGCCCACCUCGAGCGCCACCACCUGCCGUACCGCCUCCCAGACCAGGAGCUGCUUCAGAGGAACAAGAUCCGCAUUGCUGACACCUGGAUGGACGCGUACAGGAAGAUUUUCUACAGGAGAGACACACUGGCCCAUUUCAUCAGGCAGUCAGAGAGCCCUAACAUCGCAGAGCGUGUGCGGCUGAAGAGGAAUCUCGGCUGUAGGAACUUUUACUGGUACCUGACUGUUGUUUAUCCACAACUCUACGUCCCCCAGGACAGACCUGCACUGUCUGGCGAGCUGUAUAACGUCGGCACCGGCAGUUGUGCAGACUACCCUCGAGGACAGGGGCCACAAGGCGGUCCCAUGAAAACAGCCCCGUGCAGCGGGACCGGCAGCCAGCACUGUGAUCUGAACUCUGAGGGGGAAGUGCGAUGGGGUCCCGUGGGGGCUCUGUGUUUGGACGCCGAGGGAGAGAGGGCGGUCCUCUCCCCCUGCCCCGCCCACAGGCCGACCACCGUCGGACUCCGGUGGAAGUUCAUAAAGCUGAGUGGGCAACUCAUCCACCAACCGUCUCAGUUAUGUCUGGAGGCUGUGAAGGAAGGAGGGCUCCCGCAGAGCGGCCCAAAGGAGGUCAACAACCACACCAGCACAGGAGGUCUCCUCCUACGCCCAUGCACCCAUCACCCCGGACAACAGUGGCACUUUGAGCAGCUGGUGGCCCCUAAAGGUGCCUAAUACAGAAAGCACGGAAGGACUGGUGGAUUCACAAGAUGUGACUCACACAGGCACAUAUUAUCAUAUAUUUACUAUGCAUAGUGGCAUACAGUAUGCCCUUAGUGAAAUGGCGUAGAAGAAUAUGUACAACUCUACCAAAAUUUUUUUAUGCAUCGUCUCCCGAGAGUUGUGUUGCGACAGUUGCAAGAGAAAUUGUUUCCGUAAUGAAGCUUUAACCCCAACACCACCAGGGCAUGUUUCCUCUCUGUUUAUCUUCAUGUGAUUUUUAUGAGCAAUUGGACACAAGUUACAAAUUUAAAAUAAGAAGAGAAAAGGCAACAAUAGGUCUUAUUUCCUGAACGGUUCCUCGGCUGUUGAAAACCUGCUGGAAAUGAAUUCUGAAAAAGAAAGACUCAUAUCUUCAGGGAGCCACACGUAUAGUUUUAGGAUCCAGUUCUUAGCCAUGAUGUUUGCCUCCGAUUACAGGGGAUUUCAAUGCUAAAACACAGAGGGACAUUUCAGACAAAAGCGUUUUUCUUUAUUUGUGGCAACAGUUGGUGGAUUAAGUCUUUUCCUGUUCCUACACAGUAACGCCCCUUGUAGACAAAGUGAGGGCCAUGAUCUGCACAGAUCUCAACCAUCACUGACUCUCGUGUGGCUUAAAUUAAAAGCUGCCAAAGCUUUCAUCCCAGAGGAGUCGAGGCUGUUACAGCUGCACCACACAGGGAGUAAAAUGUUCAGGUGUCCACAUACAGUUACAGGACACUGACAGAGAUGUCAAGCAAGGACUCCGACGCAGUCCUGAGAGGAGGUUGAAUCAGACGGAAAAAAAUAAAUUAGAAAAAGCGAGAGUGAUUGGUGACCUAAAAUAUUUGAUCCUUUUUCAGUGUGUUUGGUGUCUUCACAGUCUUUCACCGUGUUUGUUAAGUUUCUGACCAAAAAAAGGGCUUUCAUACCGUAUCUGCUGUCAACAGCAGAGGGAGCCAUCUGCUUUUAUAAUCAACAACCCCAACGGGAUCCCUUUGUUAACUUCUCUACACAAGCACCCUCCCCUACCAUAAUGCACUUACGAUGAGAAUUGCCACAAAGUUGUUCUUGUGUGUUCGUUAUGUGGAGCAAAUACGACGAUGCUUCACAGUAGACCUGCCAUGUGGCGGUGAUGUCCUGAUACACCUGAGAGGAGUGGCUGCUGUCUGAUCGACUACCAAAAAAACAGAGUCACAUGUUUUUGUGUAAAUACAAAAGCGGAGGUAUGAUUUGAGCCAUUGAUCUAACGGUUAGGACGGCAGAUGGAAGGGAGGCAGGGCCCUGAGCCUGUCCUCUGUAACUCCCGCCUGGCCCCCCGGGCACCGAGUGCUAAUAACCGCCUAUACUCUGUCACACAGCAAUGCCCCUCUUAACCCACGGUGCACUUAGCCCAGUCAAGUACACGGCACCUUUUCAAUAAGAACCAGUCAUAUGUCUGACGCUCCGAGGCAUAGGUCAAUGACAACAUGUUGUCGAUUAGCGUGUUUUUCUUCCCGGGGUUACAUCACCACCGCGGCUUCUGGGCUGCAUGUCAAGGAAGAGCAACAUCUCUCCGCUGUGGGUCUUCAGCGGACAACGAGAGGUCACGGAGUCACUGCAAAAGCCGGAUUUCAGGGCCAACCCACGUCUGCCCAGAAGGUAACAGAUUGCAGGGGCAAACUGUGAGCAUGAGACAAGACGCAAGUCAGCCUCGUUUUAUCUGAUGUAUACUCGAUGACUUUUACCAGCUCAUGAGAACGGAUUAUGAAUAGGAUUUUGGACUUAUGGGCAUGUGUCAGCGGCCCACAGGAAAAAUAUUAUAUUUCUUACUGUUUAGCGUUUUUACAACACUUUAAGACAUUUUCAGAUACAUUUUCAGUGAUAUAAGUAAGUCUUCAUAAAGAUGAGAGAGCGUGUGUGGAGCCCGAUAAUGUAAUGAAAAUCUCCACGUAACUCCGCCAAAAAUGUACAGUACUAAAACCUGAUAAUGUAAUAACUUCCCAAUAAUGUAAUAAAAUGUCUUCACCAAUAAUGUAAACAUAU